UCGAUCUUUCUACCCUCGCUCCCAGUCCCCUGGAUAGUACGACGCCGCUGUCGAUUCUUUUUACUUUCCCUUCCCGCCCCAUCUGCUACCCCGGACACGUUCACAUUCCCCUCCAAUUGACCAUCACCCUCUCCAGGGGCUUGCUCGUCAAGAUGGCAGCCGAUAUGAGCGGCGAGCAGAUGCAGGCCAAGAUUACCGCGGCCCGGCGCGAAGCUGAAGGUCUGAAGGAUAGGAUUAAGCGCAGGAAGGACGAACUGGCUGAUACAACUCUUCGUCAAGUCGCGCAAAAUCAUACCGACACUUUGCCUCGCAUCGGAAUGAAGCCCCGGCGCACGCUCAAGGGACAUCUCGCCAAGAUCUACGCCAUGCACUGGUCGACCGACCGACGUCAUCUCGUCUCGGCCUCGCAAGAUGGAAAGCUUAUCAUUUGGGACGCCUACACCACGAACAAAGUUCAUGCAAUCCCUUUGAGGUCAUCGUGGGUCAUGACCUGCGCCUACGCCCCGAGUGGAAACUACGUUGCCUGUGGUGGUCUCGACAACAUUUGCUCGAUCUACAAUCUCUCUUCUCGUGAGGGUCCGACUCGUGUCGCGCGCGAGCUUUCCGGACACUCGGGGUACCUUUCUUGUUGCCGCUUCAUCAACGAUCGCCGAAUCAUCACCUCAUCCGGAGAUAUGACUUGCAUGCUAUGGGAUAUCGAGUCGGGCUCGAAAGUGACCGAAUUCGCCGACCACCUUGGUGAUGUUAUGUCGAUUAGUAUCAACCCUACGAACCAGAACAUCUUCGUCUCAGGUGCCUGCGAUGCCUUUGCUAAGCUCUGGGAUAUUCGUACCGGAAAGGCCGUCCAGACGUUCGCUGGGCAUGAAUCAGACAUCAAUGCUAUCCAGUUCUUCCCCGACGGAAACGCAUUCGGCACAGGUUCUGAUGAUACUUCUUGCCGUCUCUUCGAUAUCCGUGCGGACCGCGAACUUAACAUCUACCAGAGUGACCAAAUAUUGUGCGGCAUUACGUCCGUUGCUUUCUCCGUCUCUGGAAGAUUGCUGUUUGCUGGUUAUGAUGAUUUCGAGUGCAAGGUGUGGGAUGUCCUCCGGGGCGAUAAGGUUGGCUCUCUGAGCGGCCACGAGAACCGUGUUAGCUGCUUGGGAGUUAGCAAUGACGGUAUCAGUUUGUGCACUGGUUCUUGGGAUUCUCUGCUCAAGGUCUGGGCCUGGUAAAAGCCGAGGGCCCCGAAGUAAAAAAAAGCAAAGAUACCCUGUCUCUGUCUUGCCAUGUCCUUUUCCGAAAUUUUCACAACAUU
This is a messenger RNA of Aspergillus alliaceus, 1297 nucleotides long. RefSeq names its product WD40 repeat domain-containing protein. The coding region runs from base 153 to 1214 and encodes 353 amino acids. NCBI's taxonomy places the organism in Eukaryota, Fungi, Ascomycota, Eurotiomycetes, Eurotiales, Aspergillaceae. Gene Ontology annotation, biological process: G protein-coupled receptor signaling pathway. The transcript has 5 exons. Gene Ontology annotation, molecular function: protein binding; signaling receptor complex adaptor activity. Gene Ontology annotation, cellular component: heterotrimeric G-protein complex; cytoplasm. The record is from RefSeq and is a predicted model, not a curated record.